AUGGACUCCAAAUCCUUCUCGUCGCGCUUUCGGCGCAACGGGCGAAAGGGUAACCGCGCUGCCUCGCCUGCCUCGCCUGCCUCGUCGUCCCCCGGGCCGUCGCCAGUUACUUCGACUGUUGUUGGUGGUGGUGCUGCUGCUACUGGCGGUGUUGGUGCAGAUGUAACUGCCGAUGACGACAAUGCGAACAACCACCACUCGGCCUCUAAAUCGAACUCCGCCCAUCUUACGGCCAAGACGACAAACUCCCCUCCUGUCCUCACCAUAACCACGACCACCGAUACUACCGCGCGCCCUCAGACUGGCAACGGCAACGGCAACGGCGGUUCUUCGCCCAGCUUCUUCCGCCAGCCGAAGUCUCCCUUUAGCAAGAAGUUUCAUUUCCCCAGCAGAUCUUCGCACAAGCGCGCAAGAUCUCCUGCGCCUGCCGCCCUGCCCCAGCCGACCUCGCCUGUGCUUGUGAAGCAAGAUGCCAUGUUGGAUCACGAAAUGAUGUCACCUGGCAAGGGUGCUGCCGCUACGAGUCCAGUGCAGGUGAAAGGGGGGCGGGCACAAGGAUCAGAGAAGAGGAUUCAUAAGUCGCAGCAGCAGCAGCAGUCUCCGAGGGUUCCCGCCUUCUUGAAUAUGUCCGAGCAGGAAAUUCUCCACAAGUACCAGGAAAUCCAAUGGAACGAGCGGAAUCGCGUGCUGCAGUCCAUAACGAAUAGCUCUCCAACAUUCAAAUUUGCCCAAGUGGAUGCGACAUACCGUCCACUCGACCGGUAUGGCAACAUCCAGCCGUGGAACAAUAAUCGGGUCAAGCUGCAGGUUCCCGAGGGUAAUGCCGACUACAUCAACGCGUCGCCCAUUGUUUUGCGGUCACCUCUAGCACCAGAGCAGCGCUCGCCGCACAAGUAUAUUGCCAUGCAGGGGCCCACUGGCAGAACAUCGGAGCACGUAUGGCGCAUGGUGGCGGAACAGAUGGAGAGCCCGGCUGUCAUGGUCAUGCUUACCGAAACUCGCGAGAACAACAUGGAAAAGUGCUUCCCAUACUACCCACACAAUGCGGAUGAGUCGCUUGACAUUGGAGAACACGAUGAGUUCCAAGAUGGAUGGCGGGCGCAGGUCAAGUGUUUGGAGGUGGAAGAAAGAGCCGAGGGCGCAAUCGAGAUGCGAAAGCUGCAGGUCCAGGUCGAUGGCAGGGAAGAUGACAUGGAGGUAUGGCAUUUGCUUUACAAAAAGUGGCCAGACUUUGGUGUUCCCUCCCUUGAAGACAUUGGCUCUUUUCUGGAUCUCAUGGAACUAUCCCGGGUCAAGAAUGCCCACGAGGACAACCCGCGGAUUGUCCAUUGCUCCGCUGGUGUGGGACGGAGCGGGACUUUCAUUGCAUUGGAACAUCUUUUGAGAGAGGUUGACUCGGGAGAUUUGGAAAAGUACGAUGAACAUUACGGCGGCGAGGCAUCGGAUCUCGUCUUUGACACGGUGAAUACGUUGAGGGAGCAGCGCAAGAUGAUGGUACAAGCGGAAUCACAGUACCUCUUCAUCUACAAAGUUCUCCGGAAGCGUUGGAUGGAAAAGUACGGCCUCGAAGACGAUCAAGGAGGCGAGCCAGCAGCAAAGCGGUUAGGAGUCGGAGCAGAUCCCUUUGUGGAGGAUGACUAG
Molecule: messenger RNA, 1641 nt
Organism: Pestalotiopsis fici W106-1
Lineage: Eukaryota; Fungi; Ascomycota; Sordariomycetes; Amphisphaeriales; Sporocadaceae
Exons: 2
Coding region: 1-1641 (546 amino acids)
Biological process (GO): protein dephosphorylation
Molecular function (GO): protein tyrosine phosphatase activity
Source: RefSeq, a predicted model, not a curated record